Filobasidium floriforme is the source of this 732-nucleotide messenger RNA. RefSeq lists its product as uncharacterized. Bases 1 to 732 code for a protein of 243 amino acids. The record is from RefSeq and is a predicted model, not a curated record. The transcript has a single exon. Lineage: Eukaryota; Fungi; Basidiomycota; Tremellomycetes; Filobasidiales; Filobasidiaceae.
AUGGCUUCACCCAAUACAAACUUCAACCCUUCCUCGAUCAACAGUCAGCAGACUACCAUUGGCACAGGGGCAUCCUCCCAGUCGCAGUCCCAAACCGCUGGCUCCCAAUCACAACCGCCUACAACCGGAGACUCUAGCAAGACGUCCAUAUGGAGGUCUGUCAAGAAUCGUCUUUCCAAAGGCUCAAAAGAAGAAGGGUCUGUUCUGAAGACCGAACCUUUCGCCCCAGCUGAACGAUGGGUGAGCCUCCAAGCUGCGGGCGCAGCUUUGAAGACCGAUGUACCGAAGGCAUUCUUGCAAGCGUUCGAGCGCAUCAUUCAGCAGGAAGAAGUGUGCGACAAGAUCAUCUCCGAUGUCGACACGUCAGGUAACGUGUUGAGCGGUGGUGAUAACUAUCAGGUCACUUGGGGACCCCGAGGUCGGUCGUUACAGGGGUCGAUCAAACAAGGAUCGUGGGAAAGUGGCACGUUCGAAAUUAGCAACACUGAUCACAAGGCGUUGGAAGAGAGGCUCGACAAGGCGCUGGACCUGGCUUCCCGACUCUCGGUCAAUGGCAAAACGAUCUUGGUGGUGUUUGCGGGUGUCAAUCCACUCGACGGAGGGGAGACGGGGUACAGGUUUUCUUUCCGCUUGUACCCCAUCGAUCAGCAGAUUGGUGAACCCAGUGCGCAGCCGCCUUCAAAGUUGGUGGCCCUAGCGCGCAAACCCAUUCAAAGUAUGGGAGUGGCAUAG